AUCAUCAGUUUCUUGUUCAUUUUUCGCAUUCAUGACAUACAAUUAAGUCUAUGUAGACAUUUUUUUUCCCUAAUAUUUGGAACUACUUCCAUUUAAUUACUUUUAUUUGAUCCAAGCUAUAUUUUCUUUCGAGAUGUGCUAAAUGGUCUGAAUUUAAAACGUGUUCACUAUGCUCAAUGAUUUUGACCAAGGUACAAUUAAUCACUGAAACAUUGUUAUGGAUAUAACUUGAGUUUUAUUUAAUUUUGCAGUAUAGUUUGAUAAAAAGGUAGGGAGGAUUAAUCAUGAAUGUAAUGUUGUUUAAUGCAGAGAAAGAAACAAGACUCAACACUGCUAAUUAAAAAAUUAGGCAUCAAAUUAUACCAAAAAGAAAAAUUAGGUUUGGAGUUUCCAUAAGUGCCAUAAAACGCAGUAAAAAAUAAAUAAAUAAUAGCUAUAAAUUGGCUCAACCCUAGUUUCAACCAAACCCUUACUACUAGAGUUGAGAUUUGGAUUAAAUUGUACAUAGUUGGACUGACAACAAUUGCUGCAGCAGCCGUCUGCAUAUAUUAGGCCUUUUUUUUCAAUUGAAUGAAAACCGAAAUCUAGAAGUAGCAAAAGGGAGGCCUUCGACGAGGAAUGUGUGCCUAUAUACAAUUUUGUCUUUUCAUUAUUUUGGCGGCUGGAUUUUUUUUUCUUCAAAUUUUACUUUUAAUUUCUUCAUUUUCCUUUGUUUACCAUCUUUCAUACAAAACGUAGUAAUUUUCUUUUUGUUUUUCCUCUCUCCUGUCAAAAAUAGUGUAAAGUCAAAGACCAAGACCAGAUCGUCUGUUUCUAUACCGGAAUUUGGACAAGUUAGAGGCAACCUUCUUUGACCCUCUGUUUAUUCUGUUCUGAUUGCCAGUCACCUACAAUCCACCGGCCCAUUUUGCUACUUUCCCUUUAGUACCAUUCUCUCUCUGUUGACCUUUUAUGGUUGCUUCCCUUGCUUUGAAGGCCACGGGAUCCCAUUUACGUAAAACACCAGCGUUAAUGAUUUCUUGGCAAUAACCAAAACACCAUGCAAUGGAAAACGAAAAGACUCUUUAAGCUUUCUUGAAAGAAACCUCGCAAUCUCACAUGGUGGCAUAUGCCUUAGGCCCCCACAAUCCCAUCAACAAAAAUAUAACUCCCAAACCCUGAUUUUUUUUUUUUUUUAACUUUUUGACUCAAAGCGAUGGGGCUUUAGUCCUUCAUUAUUUUAUACGAAUCCCAUACUAUAUUCCUACGGUGGUUGAGCUAUCUUUCCUUUCUCGGAACUACCCUCCAUUAAUUCAAGACUCUCUCCCCCUUCUUUUCUUGCAGUCAUUGUUAUAUUAACUCUAGCUAGUGGUCUAGCUUCCCCAUUGGUCAGGUUUCAGAGCUAAUUUUCUCUAGCUUUAUCCCACUCCUCCUACCCAACCAACUCUUUCUAGUUUCUAGGCCUUCUGCUCUUAUUUAAGCAAAUUUCCUUUUAGGAGAUUUUAUAGUUCAGCUUCUUAUAGACAAGACAACGAUCCCAUAUUCUUUAAGACCCCAAAAAGUGAGUAAUUAGAGAGACGAUAUGGAUAGGGAUAGCAUACAGAUGGAUAAGGAGAGGCUGACGGCGGAAAUGGCAUUCAAAGACUCCUCCUCCGCCGUUAUCAAAAUCAGGAAAAGAUUGCCUGAUUUCCUGCAAUCUGUGAAGCUUAAAUAUGUAAAGUUAGGCUAUGGUUAUUCAUGUAACCCCGCCACCAUACUCAUGUUUGCUUUAAUCCUACCACUUUUCAUCGCUACGUUGGUUCAGUUCACUAGUCUAAGAUUGGACCUGGUUCCCGAGUUAUGGACCAAACAAACCCUUCGACUUGAGAGCAUUGAUGCUGCUACAAGACUAGCUGGUUCACUAAUCCUAUUCUUCCUUUUUGGUCUCUACUAUGCGAAGCGGUCUAGGCCGGUUUAUCUCAUCGACUUCGCUUGUUACAAACCUGAAGAUGAUCGUAAAGUGUCAAUUGAAUCGUUCCUGAAGAUGAGUGAAGAUAGCGGAGCUUUCACGGAGGACACGCUUCAAUUUCAAAGAAGGAUAUCAACCCGGUCUGGUUUAGGCGAUGAGACGUAUUUCCCAAGAGGGAUAACAUCUAGACCACCAAAUCUGUGCAUGGAAGAGGCUCGAUCUGAAGCUGAAGCUGUCAUGUUCGGAGCACUCGACUCACUUUUUGAGAAAACCGGUGUCAAACCAGAGGAUAUUGGCAUCCUUAUCGUGAAUUGCAGCUUAUUUAAUCCAACCCCAUCUCUCUCAGCCAUGAUAGUCAACCAUUACAAGUUACGUACAGAUAUCAAGAGCUACAAUCUUGGAGGAAUGGGCUGCAGCGCAGGCCUUAUUUCAAUCGAGCUCGCUAAAAACCUCCUUCAAGCCAAUCCUAACACGUAUGCCGUAGUGGUAAGCACUGAAAACAUUACUCUGAAUUGGUAUUUCGGGAAUGACCGGUCGAUGUUGCUAUGCAAUUGCAUAUUCCGCAUGGGUGGAGCCGCUGUGCUCUUGUCAAACAAGUCACGAGACAGGACUCGUUCAAAGUACGAGCUCGUUCACUUGGUUCGAACACAUAAAGGCGCGGAUGAUAAACAUUACAACUGCGUUUACCAAAGAGAGGAUGACAAAGGAACUAUUGGGGUUUCAUUGGCUCGUGAAUUAAUGGCUGGGGCUGGAGACGCAUUGAAAACCAAUAUCACCACUCUGGGUCCCCUUGUUUUACCAUUCAGGGAGCAGUUCAUGUUCUUUGUUACACUUGUUCGAAAGAAGAUUUUUAAAGACAAAGUUAAGCCUUAUAUACCUGAUUUCAAGCUUGCUUUUGAGCAUUUUUGUAUCCAUGCUGGUGGAAGGGCGGUUUUGGAUGAAUUACAGAAGAAUUUGCAGCUAACAGAUUGGCAUAUGGAACCUUCAAGGAUGACUCUACAUAGAUUUGGAAACACUUCAAGUAGUUCCCUUUGGUAUGAGUUGGCUUAUACGGAGGCUAAGGGUAGGAUCGCGGAUGGAGACCGGGUUUGGCAGAUUGCAUUCGGUUCGGGUUUCAAGUGUAACAGUGCUGUUUGGAGAGCUCUUAGGUCGACUCCCCUGAGCGAGUCAAGGGGUAACCCGUGGAAGGAUGAAAUUGACAAGUACCCGGUGAAGGUUCCUCUUGCUUGAUAUCUCCAAUCGGUUGUUACAUGUGAACUGUGAUUAAGCAGAUUAAUGGUGACGGCCUGGCUGUGGCCUGUAGGGUUCAUUCGUUUCUGUUCCUAUAAUCUCUGUGUCUGCCUCUUUCUUUCUCUUUUUUGUAAUUUCGUAUUUUUCGACAAUCAUGAUGUCCUCAGUAAUUAAUCGGUAG
This is a messenger RNA of Durio zibethinus, 3338 nucleotides long. The record is from RefSeq and is a predicted model, not a curated record. NCBI's taxonomy places the organism in Eukaryota, Viridiplantae, Streptophyta, Magnoliopsida, Malvales, Malvaceae.